Papilio xuthus (Asian swallowtail) is the source of this 5267-nucleotide messenger RNA. RefSeq names its product multidrug resistance-associated protein 7. Gene Ontology annotation, cellular component: membrane. The transcript is spliced from 22 exons. NCBI's taxonomy places the organism in Eukaryota, Metazoa, Arthropoda, Insecta, Lepidoptera, Papilionidae. The record is from RefSeq and is a predicted model, not a curated record. Bases 162 to 4931 code for a protein of 1589 amino acids. Gene Ontology annotation, biological process: transmembrane transport. Gene Ontology annotation, molecular function: ATP binding; ABC-type transporter activity; ATP hydrolysis activity.
UCAAACAUUGUGUGUAUGUUUUAAUAGUGAUUUUAGUUUUUCACAAUUUUAAUGUCGUUAAAAUUUAAAUUGACUUAUUUAUAUUAUGUUAUGUGCUAUCUUUUUCCCGACUCGAGUGUAAUUUUAGAAAACUAUUGAUAUGUAUUAAAAGUUACGUUGUAAUGGAGCUCGUUACAAAAUUACAAUGGAACUGGAAAGAUAUGUGCGGACCGUUGGGAUUUCAGCCUUGGAUCGACGAAAGAAAAGAUUUUGGGAAGUGCUUCCAGGAACUUUGUUUACAGAUACCCAUAUUAUUUGUCACAGCAAUAAUAUCUGGAUAUUAUGUUGGCUACAGAAGAGAGUGGGUUAUACGUGAAAAAACACAAGAGCGUGCCAUUGUCUUGCGCAGUUUUGCAGUUUUAGGUCUAACAUUCAUUCCAAUUAUAGAAUUAUACAUUUUUAUAUCAAGCAAUAAAUUUAAUCUGUUCCCAGUUGAUUACUUUACUGCUGGUGCAUCCUGUCUCUCAUGGUUAGUGCACUUUGGAUACAUCCUGGCACUCAAACAUAGACUAGGUCCGAGCAGUCGCGGGCCUUUGAGCCUAGUCCUUUUGUGGCUUAUGACAGUGGUGUUCAAUUUUAUUUCCCUCCGCACAAGUAUAAUCACUGGAUCCAUUGUAGGAUUCAAUAUUGCUACACUAUGCUGCCAUGUUGUGUAUUUUAUCACACUUCUACCAUCAAGUGAGUCUAGACCAACAUUUUAUUCACCUCAUCUUGUUGGAUCCCAACAUUCAAGUAGCGAGUACACACCUUUACUGCCACAUAUGGAUGAGGGGAUUUUGGGCACAGCAAUGCAAGGCACAAGUUGGUUCUCUAAAUUGACUUUUUUGUGGGUAAAUCCACUUCUUGACAAAGGUUUGGAAAAUAAAUUAACUGAUGCAGAAGAACUAUAUGAUAUACCCACAGAGUAUAGAUGUUCAUAUGUUGGUGCUAAAAUGGACAAGGCAUUGAUUGGCAAUGUAGACCAAUUUCAGCAGUAUGCUGAAAUACCACAUGAACCAUUCAUAGGCUCUGGAUAUGGUUCAUUAAGUGAAAGUCUACCUCAAGUGUCAACUCCAGUCACUCCCACUUCCAGGGUAUUAUUGAGGCCACAACGUCGUCAGAAUGUGUCCUUACUUCGAGCUUUACACACAUGCUAUGCAAUACAAUUUUAUAGCAUAGGAAUAUUAAAGCUUAUAUCAGAUAUGGCUGGCUUUGCCGGGCCUUUAUUAUUAAAUAAAUUAGUUACAUUUGUUGAAGAUGAAAGUAUUGAUCAACAUUUAGGAUAUGCAUAUGCUGGUGGCCUUCUUGUUGCUACAGUAGUGAGUGCAGUUUUCAAUGUCCAUUUUAAUUGGCUAAUGUCAUUAAUAGGAAUAAAAAUGCGUGGUGCUAUGGUUUCAAUAAUAUUAAGAAAAACAUUAAGUGUGACUUCAACAGAACUUACAAAGUCAUUUUCUGUUGGAGAAAUUACAAACUUCAUGUCAACUGACACGGACAGAAUUGUUAAUUCAUGUCCAAGCUUUCAUGCACUCUGGAGCAUACCUUUACAGUUGGUUAUAACACUGUUUUUAUUGUACCAACAAGUGGGGGUGUCAUUUCUGGCCGGUGUUGCUUUUUCAGUUAUUCUUAUACCUAUAAACAAAUUCAUUGCCAACAAAAUAGGUCAACUGAGCACAGAGUUGAUGAGGCAUAAAGAUUCUAGAGUUAGUUUAAUCAGUGACAUACUCAGAGGUAUCAGGACAAUAAAGAUUCAUGUUUGGGAGGAUUAUUUUAUAAACAGAGUAGGAGAGGUGAGAGGCAAGGAGUUGUACUACCUGCGCGGGCGCAAGUACCUGGACGCGAUCUGCGUGGUGUUGUGGGCGACCACGCCCGUGCUAGUGGCAGCACUUACGCUCGGCACGCACGCGCUGCGCUUGCAGCCGCUAGAUGCCCCGACGGUAUUUACUACUGUGGCAUUAAUAAACAUGCUUAUAGCUCCAUUGAACGCGUUCCCUUGGGUACUCAAUGGACUAACUGAAGCAUGGGUAUCCAUAAAAAGGAUACAAAAAUUUUUAGAUCUUCCAGACAUGGACUCGGAUCGGUACUACGAUCGUGUAAAUACAAAUCAUGACGAAGAUAAAAUUCUGAUAUUUAAGAACGCUACGUUUACAUGGGCCAAGCCCGCCACUCAUCCGACACCACAGAUAAAAUCUAAAAAAAAUAAAGGCAAAUCAACUAAGAGGCUGUCGAAACGGAACAUUCAACAAGAUUCUACUUCGUCGUCUGACUCACAAGUGCAAGUUCCUUUCGUAUUGAGAGAUAUAUCAUUGGAGAUAGGUCGAGGUGAACUGGUGGGCAUUGCUGGUAACGUCGGCAGCGGAAAGACAUCACUCCUGCACGCCGUACUCGGGGAAAUGAUCAAAGUCAAUGGAGACCUGCAGAUACCUGAAAAUUUAAAUAGUUUUGGAUAUGUAUCUCAACAAUCAUGGCUGGUUCGCGGCACCAUACGAGACAACAUACUAUUCGGGAAACCAUACGACGAGACUAAGUUUCGUUCUGUUGUUGAUGCUUGCGCACUAACAGAGGAUCUGAACAUUCUGGGCUGGAACGCAUACGUAGGGGAAGGAGGCUGCACACUGAGCGGCGGUCAACGAACUCGGAUCGCCUUAGCUCGAGCAGUUUAUCAGGACAAAGAAGUGUACUUGUUGGACGACAUCCUGUCGGGUGUGGACGCGCGCGUGGCGGCGCACAUAGUGCAGCGCUGCGUGCUGGGCGUGCUGCGACAUCGCACGCGGCUGCUGGUCGCGCACUCGCCCCGACACCUCGCGCGCGCGCACCGCGUCAUACUGCUGCAUCAUGGAAAACUUAUCGCACAUGGUCCCCCGGAACUAGUUUUAAAUGAGAUUGAGGAGUUUCUUCCCAGUGAAACUGAUACAUUGGGCGAGGAACCCAUCACAGAGAGAGAGCAUAAUACCGUAGAAGAAUCUUUGGACAACAUUAGCAGACAAAGCUUGGACAAUGAGGAAACAAUGUCGAUAGGUUCAGUUGGUUGGUGGGUUAUAUGCUUAUAUUUGCGAUCUGUUGGCCUCUUCCUAUCAGUGGCUAUUGUGAUAUCACUCAUAUUGAUGCAACUCUCUCAGAACUACACCUUCCUCUGGCUAACGUUUUGGAUUAAAAACCGAGCGGCCAACUCGACCAGCCUCAAUACAAAUACAUUACUCGAAAGUCCGCACGAAACUCAAACAGUAAUGGACCACGGAUUCAAUAUUAUGGAUAACGUUAUACAACGCAUAUUAAAUGGUUCUUUACCAAUUCUUCAUAAUGAUGAAGUAACAGUAACUAAAUCAACCAAUAUCCCUGAUUUGAAACUUACACUUAGAUAUGAUGAUAAUUUUUAUUUGGAGAUGUAUUUUGUGUUGGCCGGUCUGAAUUUGUUGUUCACUGUGAUGCGAGCGUUUCUAUUCGCAUACGGAGGGGUCAAGGCCGCUGGAAGAAUACAUAGGAUACUUGUUAACGUUAUUAUUAGAGCUAAAGUGAAGUUUUUCGACGUCACACCUACGGGUAGGAUUAUGAAUAGAUUUUCUUCAGAUACGUAUACAAUCGAUGACUCGUUGCCGUUCAUACUCAACAUUCUAUUGGCUCAGGUGUUCGCUUUGAUCGGAGGUGUGGCGGUGACAGUGUACGGGCUGCCGUGGCUGGCGGUGGCGCUGCUGCCGCUGGCGCUGGCGUACCACCACCUGCAGCGCCGGUACCGCGCCGCCUCCCGCCAGCUUAAGCGCCUGCAGAGCGUCGCUCUCUCACCUGUUUACGUACACUUUAACGACACGCUAGAAGGUCUGACGGUGGUGCGUGCGCUGGGCGCGUGCGGGCGGUGGGGCGAGCGCGGCGAGGAGCUGUGCGAGGGGUGGCAGCGCGCGGCGCUGUGCGGGGCGGCGGCGGCGCAGUGGCUGGCGCUGCGGCUGCAGGCUGCCGCCGCCGCCACCGUCGCCGCCGCCGCGCUCAUCGCAGUGCUGCAGCGCGCCACGCAUGCUGCAGACCCGGGUCUGGUAGGUCUGGCAAUAUCAUACGCGCUGUCGCUGACCUCAGUGCUGAGCAGCGUGCUCAACUCCUUCACAGAAACUGAGCGCGAAAUGAUCGCCGUCGAACGUGUCGGCGAGUACAUCACGCAGGUGGAAAGCGAAAAGAUAGACGGUGACCCGCCGCCGUACGGCUGGCCCUCGCACGGUGUUAUCAGCUUCGAAGAUGUUUACCUUAACUACAACGGGGAGCGUUCGUGCGCGGCGCUGUGCGGGGUGACGUUUGCGAGCCGGCCGGGUGAGCGGCUGGCGGUGGUGGGCCGCACGGGCGCCGGCAAGAGCUCGCUGCUGCGUGCCCUGCUGCGCCUCGCCACCCCCGCCGCUGGCCGCGUGCUGCUCGACGGCGUCGACGUCGCCACGCUGCAUCUGCACGCGCUCAGGUCUCGACUGGGCGUGAUACCGCAGGAGCCGUUCAUCUUCUCCGGCAGCGUGCUGGAGAACGUGGACCCGCUGCGGCAGCACGGUGAGGCGGAGGUGUUGCGCGCGCUGACGGCGUGCGGCGCGCGUGAAGCUGUGGACGCCCGAGGCGGUCUGCACGCGCCCGCAGCGAACCUGGCUCGCGGGCACGCUCAGCUGCUCUGCCUCGCGCGCGCCCUCCUGCAGCGGUCCAAGGUGUUGCUAGUAGACGAGGCGACGGCCAACUUGGACCAGGAGGCGGAGCGUGUGAUAUUAGAGACGAUCAGAUGCUCGUUCGCGGGUAGCACGGUGGUGUACGUGGCGCACCGCGCGGCCGGCGUGCUGCAGUGCGAGCGCGUGCUCGUGCUUGCCGCCGGGCGCGCGCUCGAGCUGCGCGAACCGAACGACGCGCUCGCCGACACAGAUUCGCAUCUCUACAAGCUGCUCAACCCACAACACGAUUGAACACAAAACACAAAGUAUUGACAAAGCUAUAAACAAGUCAGUAUCAAUAAUAAAUGUUUUCGGUUUCAGAUCUGGACUAAGUUUUGCUUACAUCAUUGAUUUCCUAAGUUACCAUAAUUUUCAAGAUUAGUAAUGUUGAUCCGUUCUUGACUUAAAGCGAAACAAGACUACGGACCUGGCUUAGAUAUUGAGGCCAAAUGACAUUAACAUGGAUGCAUGGUCCAGAAAUAUUUUAGGACUUGUGUGUUCUAGUUGAGACUGACAGUUGUCUGUAAUUAUUAUAAUUUACAACGAAAUGAACAUAACAUUUAUAUUUUUUUUAAAUAAUAGUUGUUG